GGUGUCAUUCUCAGCGGCAAUCUUCGUUUUUUUGUUGUUGAUUUUUUAUUAGUUUAAACUUACCUGCGGGUAGCAGUUAGUUGGCUGUUUUUUUCUCAUUUUGAUUCAUUACUGCAGUUCUUUUUUAUACUUUUUUUGUGUUGAAACUAACUCUGCUGCCGCUAACGAUGAAAGGUUGAUGAGCUUUGACGCAUGUAAGGACGAUAUUCAUCGUCUUUGUGUCAAGGAAGGUGUCGAUCUAAAGAAUGAUUUGUCAAUCAUUGAAUGUCUUCAAGAUGCAGGGCAAACUGAAUCUGCAACCCUUGCCAGGCAAUGUGAGGAUCUUGUUUGGCAAUUCAAGCUAAAACUUACUCAAGAUGAGCGAUUUACUAAUGCUGCAAAGGAGUACUGCAAAGAAGAGAUGGCAAAAAUCCCAGCAAUGGCAAAAUGUGCUGAACUAACGCAACCUGGGUAUGCGAUUAGUUGUUUGUUUGAUUUCAUCCCGAACGUUACAACCACAUCACAGUGCCAUGCUUUCUUGCAACGCACUGAGAGAUUGGCUUUUUCGGAUUUUCGCCUUAUUGGUCCCUUUGUUGACAAAUGUGGACCUACGUUGAGCAAGCUGGGAUGUGAAACGUUAACACCAUACAACGCCCAUAAAGGAGUGAGAGUUCCUCAUACACAAGGGAUGGCUUUAGAAUGUUUGAUCAGCAAAGUAGUCAAACAGUCGAAAGAACUCGCUGAUCCACUUCAUUUGCUUGAUGCGGCGUGUAGACAUGAGGUGAUGCGACUUGCUGAAAUGCAAACUGAUGAUUUUCAUUUGGACAGACCGAUGUUCUUCGCAUGUAGAGAGGAUAGAGAGCGUUUCUGCAAAGAUGUUCCAUCCGGUCAAGGCAAGAUAUUUGAAUGUCUUAUGAUGAAUAGAAACAAUCAAUUUAUGCGGCCUGAGUGCGCGAACAUUCUGGCUGAGCGCGCAUACAUGAUGGGACGUGAUUAUCGCAUGGCACAUCCACUUGUGAAAGCAUGCGAGAGGGAAAUGCAGGAUUACAAAUGUCGGCCUCAAAGUCAACUUGAAGCAGCUGCGGAUUUCCACCUCGCUUGGAUUCUGUUGUGUUUGGAAAAUACAGCUUAUAAUCAUUUCUCUUUAAAAUUUGCACUUUCUUAUUUCGUUGUUCAGAAUACGAAUCCACCUUCAAUGUCAUGCCAGCAUGAAAUGGUGAAACACCGUCAGAUGAUGCUGACAGAAUUCCGCAUGUCUCCUGAGUUAGUGAUGCGCUGUUCGACUGAAAUUGACAGGUGGUGUAGUCCCAAAGGAGACAUAGAAGCGGAAGGACGUACACUACAUUGUUUGAUGGAACAUGCUUCGAAUUUACAACUUGGGCCUCAGUGUAUGCAAGCAGUCAAGGAAGUGAUUAAAGUUGCUGAUAUCGGCUCAAACUACAAAGUGGACAAGGUUUUGUACGGAUCAUGUAGAACAUUAAUUGAUGGAGUUUGUGCUCGCGACGCUAGCUCGGAGGCAGCGACGUUGACAUGUUUAAUGAGGCAUGUAGAUAGUUCAGACAUGAAUCCGGUAUGCGAGAAGCGACUGCUCGAAGUGCAAUAUUUCAUGGCUAGAGAUUGGUCACUGGAUCCACAACUUUACAUGGCUUGCCACGAUGAGGCUGUGAGGAGGUGUCAUGCGAACGAAAAUUGGCAUAUUCGAAAUAAUGCCGGUCCCGUUGGACCUGAUCCAGGGCCAGCUGUGCUUGCUUGUCUCUACAGAUCUGCCUAUGAUGAAACUGAACCACUUUCGAAGAAGUGUGGCACUGAAGUGAGACGAGUGCUACACACACGUGCUGUUCGUGUAAACCUUAUUCCGGACAUCGAAGAUGCGUGUCGUGACGCCCUGUCUGAGUACUGCUCGCGUAAUGUACUGCCCAUGGAGGAGAUGAACUGCUUGCAAGAGAACUUCGAAAAGAAAGAAUUCAUGAGAAAGCAUCAGCUUUGUUAUAAGGAGAUCGUACGUUUCACAGAAAUGGAAGCGAAGGACACGAAGCUAAACAGAGCUCUCACAAAAGCUUGUCGUCCCGUAAUAGUUGCUCACUGUGAGCAAUUUGCUAAUGAGGAUAUUGACCAUGGUUCAGUGAUGGAAUGCCUUCUAAACAACAAGGACCAACCUGAAAUGACAUCGAAGUGUCGAUCAUAUGUGAAUCAUUUCGAAUUGGUGUCUUUGCGGGAUUACCACUUCUCGUACAAAUUCCAGAAAGCUUGUGCUGCUGACAUAGACAAGCACUGUCGUGAUCAUGGAAACGACAAGGGUGAGAUCAUCAGAUGUUUGUCAGAAGUGCGAUUCGAGCACAAGGUUUUGGGAACGAGUGCCGAUUUGUCAGAACCAUGCAAACGUCAGCUUAAGGUCGCAUAUUUGCAACAAGAACAGGUAGAAUUCGAUGAUAAGGAACACAUGGCUGAUGCGGAUCCUAUCCUUUCUGAGAAAUGUGCUCGAGAGAUUCGUCAGUUCAGUUGCAACCAAGCGGAAUCUUUUGAAGACACUGUAGAGUGCCUCAGGGUCAACUUCGAUGGAUUAGGUCCCGAAUGUAAAUCAAUGGUGUUCUAUCGUGAAAAAAUAGAAGCAAUAGAUAAUUCGAUGGAUGAUGAACUUCAGAAAAAGUGCAAACAUGACAUCCAAAAGUUCUGUCCUGGACAAAAUGGCGAGCAUGUUUUGGAUUGUUUGACGAACACAAAAGUCGUUCGAUUACUGCAGCAGGACUGCAAGGCUAUUGUGAAGGAACGCAUGCGAGAAGCGUCGAGAGACGUGCGUCUACGACCAGCGCUUCUAUUGGCAUGCAAAUCAGAGGCUGAAACAUAUUGCCCUGAGGAGAUGAGAAAGAUCAAAAUGCCACAAUAUGCGCAAAAGAUGCUCUCAGGAGUCGUGGUGAGCUGCCUUCGUGAGAAGUAUCGAGAGUCGGCUCAUAACCAAAUUGAACUUGGAGCACAAUGCAAACAAGAGAUUACGAAAGCAAUAGUUGAAGCAGAGUUCGAUCCUCGUCUCGAUCCACCACUCUUCGAUGCAUGCCAGGAGAUCAUCAAAUUGCACUGUUCUUCUACAAUAAUUGAACGUAGCGGAAAAUUUGAAACCGUUCUCGAAUGUCUCAAAGCAGAUUAUUACAAAGGUGCAAUAUUGGAUAAACGAUGUGGCAAGGAGCUGGCUCGUCGUAUCGAGGAGACAAUGGUCGAUAUUCACCUCGAUCCCGCACUUCAUGAAGCGUGCUCUGUAGAUGUGAAGCGAUUCUGCUCGGAUGUGGUGCCAGGUCAUAGUCGAGUAAUUAUGUGUCUAAUGGAUGCGGUUGACAGCUCUAAAGACGAAAUGACACCUGAUUGUCGAAAUAAGCUCAUAGAUCGGAAUAAAUUGUGGAUGAAAGCCCAUGUAGUAAGUGAUUUUCAAAUGACGCUGCCACAAAAUUGGGCUGAGCUGUACUUCACCGUGGCAAACCAUCCGAAUAAGGUUUCAAUUCUCGGAUGGUUCGCUGGAAUUGUGUUCUUCAUCUUAUUGAUAGGAUGCUGCUGUGGUCGAGCGUCAAAACGUGCUUACAGAGAAUUGAAAAACAAAUAA
Molecule: messenger RNA, 3568 nt
Organism: Angiostrongylus costaricensis
Lineage: Eukaryota; Metazoa; Nematoda; Chromadorea; Rhabditida; Metastrongylidae
Source: the annotation of a GenBank genome assembly